Mugil cephalus (flathead mullet) is the source of this 1480-nucleotide messenger RNA. It is a transcript of the gene ppp1r3c2b, whose product is annotated as protein phosphatase 1 regulatory subunit 3C2, duplicate b. Gene Ontology annotation, cellular component: protein phosphatase type 1 complex. The coding region runs from base 322 to 1335 and encodes 337 amino acids. NCBI's taxonomy places the organism in Eukaryota, Metazoa, Chordata, Actinopteri, Mugiliformes, Mugilidae. The record is from RefSeq and is a predicted model, not a curated record. Gene Ontology annotation, molecular function: protein phosphatase 1 binding; glycogen binding. The transcript is spliced from 3 exons. Gene Ontology annotation, biological process: regulation of glycogen biosynthetic process.
ACAAUCUGCGCAGGAGAAGUUUAAUGCCACGUCAACAACUGGACAACACACGUGUGAGGUGAUAAUACAAAGACUUAAUUUUAUAUACAGUACAUCUCCAUGGCUGAGGGUUUGAUCACAUGUUUUUGUUUUAACGGUUAAAUACUGAAUCAAACUGAGUAGCGCUUAACUUAAUGUGAAAAAUGUUUAAAUUGAAACCAUAAAUGGUUUUUAAAACAACAUGAGACGUUACAGUUAUCCACAAAGCUCGGUUGAUUGGUCAGGAGGGUGAAGAGGGUGGAGUGUGCAACAUGACAUCUGAACUGAGGUAGUAUAAACAGGAUGUGCCAGAUUCUCCUGUGGGUAAAACAUAGACUUGCUGCUGCUACUUGCUGCUCAUGGGAGUCUGUGGUAGACCUCCAUUCAACCACUGAGGGUUUUAUUUUCAUCACGCAACACCAGACUAGCAGUAUGGAGAUGUCCAGUGCAAGUGUCCUUCCCGCGUUUGGCCUGGGCUCAAUGGCCCAGUCCUCUGGACUUGUGGAGAUUGCUGUGCGGCUCUGCUUGAACCAAAGUAAACAACUGUGUCCUCACGUCUGGGUCCCCAUCCUGAAACCCCAGCGACCUUGCAUCCGUCCUCAAGUUUCAGACCAGCUCUCCUCUGACAUCUUGAGCUAUGUGACCCACCCGCUCUCAUCUUUUAUGAGUGACCUGGACGACGACGACGACGACGUCCUGCUGCCGGUCAAGAACAAACGCGUGGUUUUUGCCGACUCGCACGGACUGUCUCUGACAGCCGUGCGAGUGUUUUCCGACGAAGAGGAGCAGCCCGACCUCGACCUGCUGCCCUCGCUGCAGGGUUUGGGGAGCAUGACGGAGGAUGGCUACAGCUGCACCGUCAGCACCUGCUGCCCAGGAACACGACUCAAACUGGGUUUCCCACAGCCCUCCGCAGAUUUCCAGGCCUUCCGUGCCAAACUGGCAGAGAGCAUGGUCAUCCUGGAGAACUGCAGUAUUUCCGAACAGGCCGUCCAAGGCACCGUGCGAGUCAGGAACAUCAGCGUCCAGAAGGAUGUGCGCGUUCGCAUCACCUUUGACUCGUGGCAGAGCUACAGAGAUGUCCCGUGCACGUACCUGCAGAAGCGCUUCGGAGGCCCCGACACGGACAUCUUUGAAUUUGACAUUGCGAUCCCUAAGGUGCUGGACGCCAAACGGAAGAUAGAGUUCUGUUUAAAGUAUUUGCCAGGAGGACACAGGGAGCCUUUCUGGGACAACAACAGUGGACAGAAUUACAGCAUUGCAGUGUGCGUGAGCUCACAUCUCUGCCGCGGGAAGAAUCUGAGUGAAAGGGCAUGACAUGCCCAGCCAAGGAAUGAUCCCUAUCUAUGUGGUGCACGGCUGAAAGUGUGAUGAAUAUUUUUAUUACGUUUGCGCUGUUUGUACUUAGAAACUCUUGUUUUCAAUCAGUUAAUAAAUUCUUCGUAUAAAAAAUACUCUAAAA